CAUAGAAUUUAUUUAACAGUCAUUUGAUCGAGUAUUGACGUGAUGACUCCACGUUGCAUGCAACUCACCAACUCACCUUGAAUUUCAUCAAAAUAAGUGGUUAAAAUCUUCAAGUCAGACAAAUGCGUGUAAAACGGUGUGAUAGAAACUUUGAGAUUUGGGUAUUGUGAGAAGAGUAAUCAUUCAUUGAUCCGUUUGUUCGAGAGAACGCGGUUCAGAUCUUGGAAUAAAUGUUAUUUUGAAAGGCUGACAAAGAAUCAAACAUGAAUUUGGAGGAAUAUCGUAAGCAUGGUAAAGAAAUGGUGGAUUAUAUUGCGGAUUAUCUUGAGACAAUUCGAACCAGAAGAGUUUAUCCGGCAGUUUCUCCAGGAUAUUUGAGAAAUAUACUACCAUUAUCAGCUCCAGUUGAAGGCGAGCCAUGGGAAAAUAUCUUCCAGGAUAUUGAAAGGUGUAUUAUGCCAGGAGUAACACAUUGGCAAAGUCCUCAUAUGCAUGCAUAUUUUCCUGCACUUAAUUGUCCUGCUAGUCUUCUAGCAGACAUGUUAGCUGAUGCAAUCAAUUGCCUUGGAUUCACUUGGGCAUCAAGUCCAGCAUGUACUGAAUUGGAAACAAUUGUGAUGAACUGGCUAGGAAAAAUGAUAGGACUGCCUGAUGAAUUUUUGCAUCGACCUGGUGGAUCAGGAGGUGGAGUUAUUCAAACUACUGCUUCAGAGUCAACUUUGGUGUGUCUUUUGGCAGCAAGAACUAGAGCCAUUCGUGCAAUCCAAGAAAAUGAGCCUGAACGAGCACCAGGAGAAAUAAACUCCCAUCUUGUUGCCUAUUGCUCUGAUCAAGCUCAUUCAAGCGUAGAGAAAGCAGGACUCAUUGGUCUAGUGCAAAUGCGGUACAUUGAAUCGGAUGAAAAAUUAAGCAUGAGAGGAGAUAUGCUAGUUCAAGCAAUAGCUCGAGAUCGAGAAGCUGGUCUCGUUCCAUUUUUUGUUUGUGCUACUUUGGGAACAACAGGUGCUUGUUCAUUUGAUAAUUUGAAGGAAAUUGGUCCAAUAUGUGAGAAGAACUGUAUGUGGUUACAUAUUGAUGCUGCAUAUGCCGGAAGUGCUUUUGUCUGUCCGGAAUUCCGUGGUUGGCUCCAAGGAAUCGAAUAUGCUGAUUCAAUAGCAUUCAAUCCAAGCAAGUGGUUAAUGGUUCAUUUUGAUUGUACUGCCAUGUGGGUCAAGAAUAGUCAAGCUCUUCAUCGGACUUUUAAUGUUGAUCCCCUUUAUCUAAAGCACGAAAAUUCAGGACUUGCAAUUGAUUAUAUGCAUUGGCAAAUUCCUUUGUCUAAAAGAUUUCGAGCAUUAAAGCUGUGGUUUGUGAUAAGAAACUAUGGAAUAACUGGACUUCAGAAACAUAUUCGUGAGGGUGUUCGAUUAGCUAAAAAAUUUGAAGCUUUAGUAUCAGGUGAUGCAAGAUUUGAAAUUCCAGCAAUAAGACACUUAGGAAUGGUUGUAUUUCGUCUGCGAGGAGAGAAUUCUUUAACAGAAAAGUUACUGAAAAAAAUGAACACAAGAGGAAGAGUUCAUUGUGUUCCUGCUGCAUUGCAUGGAAAAUAUGUUAUUAGAUUUACAGUCACCUCCACUAAUACUACAAAUGAAGAUAUCUUGCGAGAUUGGGCAGAAAUAAAAAGUACAGCUACGGAGAUUUUAAAUUCAACACCUGGAUCACCAGCUAGAGUUAAAGUUCCACUUGCAGAAACGCGUCAAAAGAAUGAAAACUUUGGAUCAAGUUUAUUAUUGGCUAACUCGCCAAUGUCGCCUAAAAUAGUGAAUGGAAGUUUUGCGGCAAUAUAUGAUACAGCAGAUGUUUUUAAUGAGUGUAUGAAGGCAUUUGGUCAAAUUCGCUUAGAAGCUCAUGACAGUCCAGCCAUGAGACGACGUAUACGUGGGAUAUUGAUGUCUGGCAAACAGUUCUCUUUGGAUUCACGCAUGGAUUUAGUUCAAGGCUAUGUAUCAUGUGGACGUCCUUUAUCAGAACCUGGAACUAAUCUUCCACUGAUGAAAGAGGACGAAGAUUUAGCAAGAACUGAUUCAGACUUUAGUCUUGAUACAGCUGAACAAACCAGUGGCAUUUCUAACGAUAACUUAACAUCGAAAUCGAACUCUUCAGACUCAAUCAACAUGCAUUUCCAAAAGAAUGAACAAAAAUCUGUGGUUGGUAAUAAAGAAGAUACUGAAGAUGAAAAAUUGAACAAAAUCAAUGGAAUUGGUAAUAAUUAUGAAUUCCAAAUUAAUAAAGGAAUAUUCAAGAGUGAAACUAUUGGUGGAAUCAGUCAAUUAAUUAACACCAUCACAAUCCAAUCAAAAUCUGAUAAUGAACCUGAAAAAGAAGAUUCUAUAUGUGCUAAAUGUGGUCAUUUAAAAAACAAAUAAGUAAAUAUAAAAUUAUCCAAGAAUGUUAUUUAUUAAUCUGUGAGUAAUUAGUUUUAAUUUUCAUGCUUUCAUCAAUAUAUUUUAA
This is a messenger RNA of Chelonus insularis, 2490 nucleotides long. It is a transcript of the gene Hdc, whose product is annotated as histidine decarboxylase. NCBI's taxonomy places the organism in Eukaryota, Metazoa, Arthropoda, Insecta, Hymenoptera, Braconidae. The transcript is spliced from 16 exons. Gene Ontology annotation, cellular component: cytoplasm. The record is from RefSeq and is a predicted model, not a curated record. Gene Ontology annotation, molecular function: histidine decarboxylase activity; pyridoxal phosphate binding. Gene Ontology annotation, biological process: L-histidine catabolic process; histamine biosynthetic process. The coding region runs from base 264 to 2405 and encodes 713 amino acids.